This is a messenger RNA of Penicillium samsonianum, 1148 nucleotides long. RefSeq lists its product as uncharacterized. NCBI's taxonomy places the organism in Eukaryota, Fungi, Ascomycota, Eurotiomycetes, Eurotiales, Aspergillaceae. The record is from RefSeq and is a predicted model, not a curated record. The transcript is spliced from 3 exons. The coding region runs from base 1 to 1086 and encodes 361 amino acids.
AUGCGGGAUCCCAUAACACAAAUACUUGACAAGGUCGAAAGUGAUGCAAUAAAUGUGAUGUCCAUGAUCCUGAGCAUCCAUCCAUCUGCUACCGAUCUGGUUCUGGAACGUCAGGGUAUCAUCGAAGUUGACAUACCGAACGAAGAUUCCAACUUCGACGCCGAAAUACCUCUCGAAAGCCCACAGAGUCCUCGUACAACAACCGGUGAAGAUCUCACACAGUCAAGGGAUUUUGUCACGCCUUCCUACAUUCAGGAUUCCAUAUCCCGGAGGAAUACUCCAGAGCAAGUAACCAUUCACCAAACUGAAAUGACGCCCCAUUCGCCCACCCCUAGUCACAGUCGGCCAACACCCAUGUACUCACCCAAUAUUUCCGAAGACAGUAUGCAGUAUCGGAGACUUAUCGAUAACGUGCUAGUGGCUGCACGAAGAGCCAUGUUUCCCUCAAGUGGGACAUUCAAUAUGAGCGAGCUAAAUGAAGCUCUACCAGCAGAGGAAGGCCGCCAUCAAUUCGAGGGCUUCGAUGGUAUUGGAGUGAGGGGUGCAUUCCGCUCAGAUAGCCAGAUUGAAAGAGACCGGAAGAUUGGGGCUGCGGGAGAGCUUUAUGUAUUUGAGCUUCUCGCUAGACUGAACCCACCAUUAACGGACUGGAGUGAGCGAAACUGGCAAAGCACAAUUCGCCGAUAUGUCACGGUUCAUCCAGACUAUGCCGACAUGGGGCCCUGGUACGGGAGGGAGACGGCCGACAUUACUUAUGAAGAUAGAGCGGGUGAAUUUACAGCCUUGCUUAUUGAUCGUGGGUACCUUGAUGUCGAGGAAUGGGCCGACAAGCGUCCGAAAUAUUUCAUUGAAGUCAAGGCAACGACAGGGCCUAUGGGUCACCCCUUCUUUAUGAGCAAGAAUCAGUAUGAGAGAAUGAGAGUUAUCCACAACAAGGAUGACUAUUCAGAGGUGUAUUUGGUUUUCCGUGUGUUUGAUAUUCGGGGGAAUAAUGUUGGAAUGAGUGUGUAUCUCGACCCGGAACAGCUAAAGCUAGAUGGGGGACUGGUUUUUACUGGCGAAACUUGGUCAGUCGUUCCUGGCUAGUGGGGCCAACUUUAGAGGAUUUCUUUUCGUCUCUUUCGUGUGUGGGUUACGAACCUCAACCC